UGUCAAUUUAACUUUAACCUAAAAAUGUAAAUAUUGUAAAUAAUUGUAAUAAAAAUGAAAAGUUGUACCUUUUUUGUACCUAAUUAAUUGGCACGUUUAAUUCUUAGGUUAUUAUUACCUAAAAGUGCUUGAAGUACAAACUAUGGCUGCAACAGAUGCUAAUGUUUCUGAAGAAAUUGAGGAAGAAGAGAUUCUAGUGUAUGCUGAUUUUGAUGCUGUGAUAGAUGAAUCGAUGAUCCAAAAAGAUUCUUUAAUUAAAGUUAUUGGCCUUGAUGGAGACGAACCUUUUCUUCAGAUGGGGACUCAGAUGUUCAGCGGUAAAUGGCACGAUACUGUGGGCACAAAUCUGUUUUUUGAGGCAGAACCUGCACCUCCGCCUGCUGAUCCUGUGUUCUCCGAUACGCCACAAACACUUUUGAACUAUAAAUACAAGACUAGCAAAUGUUUAGAACUGUCCAGGGUAUUCAUCAAUUCAAAGACCAAAGAGAAUGAAAGUCUCAGUUUACUGGAUGGAGACGGUAUUACAGAAAAUUCUGUUGCACUUGGAGACAAUCCUAAAGAACCACAGCCUAUGGAGGCUAUGGAAAUCGAAGAAGGUCAAGCACCUUUAAAACAAGCAGCAAGCAAUGUCAUUGUCAAUGAUAACUCUCACACGUCAUAAACCUGGAGUUUUAUAACACUUGAAGCAAUUCCAAUGCGUCAAAACAUUCCAUACAAUGCAAGAAUCCUCCAAAGAAAGAAGUAUAUCCAGAAUAAUCUUUUAAACAAAGUAACAUUAAACUUACACAUAACCUAAAACACGAGUUUAGACUACAUUCUGCUCAUAAUCUUGGAACACAUUUUAAUGUUCUUAAAGUGUGUACCCAAAUGUAGAAGAUAGAACAUUUUGUACACUGUGACAUAUUCAAUUUGUGUGUGUGUAUGUAUAAUCUUGUACAUGAACUUAAAUAUUCGUACUAAGUAGCAGUUUGUAUUCAAUGGUUUUGUAAAUAUAAAAUGUAAAAAC
This is a messenger RNA of Macrosteles quadrilineatus (aster leafhopper), 1006 nucleotides long. Its product is annotated as general transcription factor 3C polypeptide 6. The record is from RefSeq and is a predicted model, not a curated record. NCBI's taxonomy places the organism in Eukaryota, Metazoa, Arthropoda, Insecta, Hemiptera, Cicadellidae. Gene Ontology annotation, cellular component: transcription factor TFIIIC complex. The transcript is spliced from 4 exons. Gene Ontology annotation, biological process: transcription by RNA polymerase III. Bases 143 to 661 code for a protein of 172 amino acids.